GUUGUUGCUGUCCAAUCAGCGAGAGGUUUGUGGUCGCUUGUCGCUUCCUGUGUGAGCGAGUCUUUUUCGUCUGCUUGGCUGUACUUUCGUCACUUUUUGGACAAAAAUUGUGGAUUAUUUUUAAAUAAAACACACCCAGACAGAUGGCCAAGUUCAACCCGAUGGCAGACUGUGUGUCUAAAGUGGAGCUGACCGUCUCCUGUACGAACCUACUGGACAAAGAUGUAGGAUCCAAGUCGGAUCCUUUAUGUGUACUGCUGCAGCGUUCUGGAAAAGAUGGCUGGACUGAGCUGGGCCGCACCGAGCAUCUCCAGAACACCUCCAGCCCGUCUUUCAGCCAGCGCCUGCGCCUGGACUACCACUUCGAGACGGUACAGAACCUGAAAUUGGGUGUCUACGACAUCGACAACGCAUCCAAGGACCUCGGCGACGACGACUACCUGGGAGGUGUGGAGAUCACCUUGGGACAGAUUGUUUCCAGUAAAACUUUGACCAGACCUCUGCAGCUGAAGAAAGGAAAACCUGCCGGCAAAGGAAGCAUUACUAUCACCGCAGAGGAGAUUAAGGACAACAGAUUGAUUGAGUUGGAGCUGGAGGCCAAAAAUCUGGACAAAAAGGACACCUUUGGGAAGUCUGAUCCUUUCCUGGAGUUCUUCAAAAAAGGAGAUGAUGGAAAAUGGCAGCUGGUCCACCGAACAGAGGUGGUGAAGAACAACCUGAGCCCCAGCUGGAAGAAGUUCUCCGUCCCGCUGCAGACGUUCUGCGGCAGCGAUCUGGAGAGACCUAUCAAGGUGGAUUGCUCGGACUACGACAACGACGGCUCGCACGACCUGAUCGGCUCGUUCACCACCAAAGUGUCGGAGCUUCAGAAAGCCGCUUCCUCGGUCGGUUUCAGGAUGGUGAAGGAUCAUGAGCUCAAAAAUUCCUCUUCUUAUUUGCGAUCUCUUGUCCUUCAGGGGGCGUUUGAUUGUAUUCAUCCGGACAAGCAGAAGAAGAAGAAGAACUACAAGAACUCGGGGGUGGUCUCCGUCAAGAGCUGCAAGUUAAGCACGCAGCACAGCUUCCUGGACUACGUGAUGGGCGGCUGCCAGAUCAACUUCACCGUGGGUAUCGACUUCACGGGCUCCAACGGGGACCCUCGCUCGCCCAACUCUCUGCACUACUUGAGUCCAGACGGGCUGAACCAGUACCUGUCUGCACUCUGGUCCGUGGGCCAGGUCGUCCAAGACUACGACACUGAUAAACUCUUCCCCGCGUUUGGUUUUGGAGCCAGACUUCCUCCCGACUACCAGGCCGCACAUCACGAGUUUGCGCUCAACUUUAACCCUAGCAACCCCUACUGUCAAGGCAUCCAGGGCAUCGUGGAAGCCUACAGGAUGGUCCUCCCCCAGCUCCGCCUCUCCGGGCCCACCAACUUCUCGCCCAUCAUCAACCACGUGGCCUCCAUCGCCUCGGGCGCCGCCCAGAGCGACAGCGCCUCGCAAUACUUUGUCCUCCUCAUCCUCACCGACGGCGAGAUCACCGACCUGGACCAGACGCGGGACGCUAUCGUGCGCGCCUCCCGCCUGCCGCUGUCCAUCAUCAUCGUGGGCGUGGGGCCGGCCGACUUCAAGGCCAUGGAGCUGCUGGACGGUGACGACGGCGUGCUCAGGUCCACAGUGGGCGAGGCCGUCGCCAGGGACAUCGUCCAGUUCGUCCCUUUCCUCAAGUUCAAAGACGCUCCUCAGGCGACGUUAGCAAAGUCGGUGCUGGCUGAGGUACCCACCCAGGUGGUCUCCUACUUCAAGAUGAGAGGCCUGCAGCCCCUCAAGGCACCCGCCAAAGCGUGAAACCGCAGCCAUCUUCCCAAAACACUCCCACCGCGAAGGACCAAUCAGUAUCUGGUGUCAGAUCACAAGGCCAGGAGCAAUUUUGCCAUAUUUUUUCAUACCACGAAUAAUUAGCAACACAAACAAAAAAUACUAGCAUAAGGAUAUAUUUUCCAUUUAGAUCCGUUGGCUAAAUGCUCAAGUCAAAUCUAGCAUGCUGAAAUGUACUCAAUAUCGUGAUUACUUUUACAUUCACAAACGAAUUUAUUUUCCAAAAAACUGUCUUCAGAAGAUUCCGACUAUGCAUUGCAAAGCUAUUUUUCUUGGGCCAAUCUAGCUGCUCUUAGACCACGCCCCGUUUUGUGCAGGACCAAUAGCACGGCAGCGCUUUAAUGGCAGCUAAUCACAAAGCCUGGAGCGACUUUUUUUGUAUUGUUUUUUUUUUGUAAGUGCCUAAAUUUACAUUGAACAAAUACACAAUUAAAAGCAUUGAGGGAAUAUAUAAGUACGUGAAAAAAAUGAAAAUAUAUAUGGAGAGAAAAGAAAUGGGAAAAUCCAAAAUAAAAGAGAAAUUGUAGAGAAUUAAAAAAUAAAAAAUUAAUAUACGUGUUUUUGAAAAUGUAAAAAAUAAAUAGAAUGAAUUUUUUAUUUUUUCAAAUUUAUGAUCCAUACAUUUUUUUUCAUUUAAAAAUUUUACAUUUGAAUACAUUUUCUAUUUUUUUCAUUUUGGCAUUUUCUCAUAUUUUAUUUUCAAUUGAAUUUUUCAUGUUUACAUUUUUUUUUUAUUAGUACAGUACUAUAUUUAUGUACUUUCAUAUUCCUCCAGUGCUUUUUGUAUAUUUGUAACUAUGCAGCUCACGGUUGAUGCGCCAAAUGUUUCCAUGGCAACAAAUGUUUUAGCUGAUAGUAGCAUCUAGUGGCCUUCAGGAGAAGUGCAUGGCGCAUUUGGAAUUAUUAGGAGUAAUUCAAUAUAUACAUACAUACAUAUAUAUAUAUAAACACACAUAUGUCAAUUUUUGUAAUUGCCUUAUACCUUGCACUUUUUUACUAAAGAUGCCUUAUAUUAACUCUCUCAAUGCCUUUGAUGGUAGACAUCCAAUCACGUGACAUAUAAGACAAGUGUCUUUAUUGAAGUGUAUAGUUGUGUCAUUACACCAACAGUGCCAAUGUCAACCAAAAAAAUAAUAAUAA
Corythoichthys intestinalis (scribbled pipefish) is the source of this 2999-nucleotide messenger RNA. RefSeq names its product copine I (gene cpne1). The record is from RefSeq and is a predicted model, not a curated record. The coding region runs from base 144 to 1829 and encodes 561 amino acids. Gene Ontology annotation, molecular function: calcium-dependent phospholipid binding. The transcript has 15 exons. Gene Ontology annotation, cellular component: plasma membrane. Gene Ontology annotation, biological process: positive regulation of tumor necrosis factor-mediated signaling pathway; regulation of canonical NF-kappaB signal transduction; cellular response to calcium ion. Lineage: Eukaryota; Metazoa; Chordata; Actinopteri; Syngnathiformes; Syngnathidae.